AUGGAAGGAGUCCGUAUCGUUCCUAAUGCUGGGCUUGCAGCGGAUUUUGGAGCCAGUUUACUCCCGUCAUUGACUCAGCGCAACAUUCUCAGCCAUGACCUUAUCAGCAAUAGGCGUUGGCAACAGGACUGGUUUGCAAGUGCUGGUGUCAAAGGCAGGAUUACAACGCGCCAAGUAGGUGCUCGCCAGUUAAGCUCUGAGAAUGAGUAUGAACGGCGCCUAUUGAGGUCUGACCUUAAGGGCAUCCUCGACAAGGAUUCGACGAGACCUCUAAACUUUUUCUUCAAUGGAAAUCUAGCUUUCGAGUCGGGCCUUGAUACAUGGGAUCCGCCCGACUACGAUCAACCCCCUCCAUCGUACCAGGAUGCGGUUAAUGACCUACCUCCUGAUUAUGACACACUCUCCCCGUUAGCCCGACAGAAAGACCUGAUUGACGAAUCAGCGCCAGGUAAAAUUUCGGGGGUUUUCGAGGACAACUCUUCUUCUGGGCCUAUUGACUUCGACGAUCCGACCGGUAUCCGAGAAUACAAAGGAGGAAAGAAGAAGAAGAAAGGAGGAGGCGGUGGAGGCGGGGGCGGAGGCGGAGGCGGAGGGGCACCACCGCCGCAAGAGAGUACACCACCACCAGAUGAUAACGGUGGAGAGCAGCCGAAUGAAGGUGGAGAUGCCGGACAGAACAAUGGCGAUGGAGGGAAUGACGGCGGGGACCCUGGCGAUGGGAACAACGGGGGUGAUGGAAAUGGUGACGGCGGUGACGGAGGCGAUGACUGGGAUGCUUGGAACACCACCAGCAGCAAAAAGGAUAAGAAGAAGAAAAAGAAGGAAGAGGAAGAAGAACGGAUGAGGAAAGAAGAGGAGGAGCGGCUAGCGAAGGAGGAGGAGGAACGGAAGGCGAAAGAGGAAGAAGAACGAAAAGCAGCCGAGGAAGCAGCGGCUGCUCAGGCUAACAGUCUCAGUUGGGCUGAUGAAGCUGACGGGGCUGGGGACGAUUCGUGGGGGGGGUUUGCCACAGUUGGGAAGAAAAAGAAGAAGAAGGGAAAGGAUAUCGAUCCGCCACCUGUUGAGGCACCGCCGAACGCCUUUCAGGAUGUGAGUCUGAAUGAUAGUGGGGUCCCCCAGUUGGACCUGAAUCUUGAUCCCCCUGCUGCCAACAAUGGUGGUGCUGGCUUCAGUUUCGGAGGAUGGGGCAAGGAUUGGAACACCGGAAGUAAAUGGGGUCUGGACUCUCUCAAUAUGAAUGGCAACGGCAAUGCCGAUAGUGGAAAGAGUACCAACCCUUGGGGCGCCAUUGGCAGUAAGAAAGGCCCCUCAAAGAGCCCUGGUGGUUUUGAUUUCGGGGACUUUGGAAACUCAGGUGAUGCCGGGCAGGAGGAUGCUCCUGCAGGAGAGAAGAAGCCUGAAGAUGAUAUUUGGGCUGAUUUCGCGCCAGUUAGCGCUAAGGAUAAGAAGAAGAAAAAGAAAGAUGUUCUGGAGGAACUCCCCAAGGAACCUGAGCCUGAGCCUGAACCGCUACCAACUCCUGAACCAGCACCUGCGGUAGAUGAUAGCUGGGCGGCCGGUCUUUCCAAGAAGGAAAAGCGAAAGGCAAAGAAAGGGCUUACCAAAGUUGCCGAGGAGCCGCAGGCUCCUGAGCCUGUCAUUGAGGGACCGAAAACAGACAACGUUUGGCGCACAGCUGAAGAAAAGAAGGAGCCAGAAAAGGCUCCCGAGAUGGCCGAUGAUAAUGACUGGAGCUGGGAUGCUUCGACCAAGAAGAAAGACAAAAUGAAGAAAGGCGUACUGGAGACAGUUGCUCCCGAGGAGUCUCCCGCCCCUGAACCUCCCGCACCCGAGCCCGCCCCCGCGGAAGACGAUUGGGGAAUCGCUUGGGGAUCAGUCGGCAAGAAGGACAAAAAGUCCAAAAAGGGAGCGGUUGUUGAAGAGCCUGCGCCUGUUGUUGAAGAACCACCCCCUGAAUCGCAACCAGAGCCUGCACCAGAACAAAAGGCACCCGAUGAUGCUUGGGGAGGCUGGGAUGUUCCCAAGAAAGAGAAGAAGAAGAAGAAGGGAAAGGUCGUUGAGCCUGAGCCUGAGCCUGAGCCCGAACCUAUUCCUGAGCCUGAGCCUGUAGCUGAACCCGAGCCCGGGCCUGUGGCUGAACCCGAACCUGAGCCGGAGCCGGAGCCUGAACCUGAGAGGAAAGCCCCUGGAUUACCCGAUGAUCCACUUUACGACAAUUGGAUAAAUUUGUCGUCAAAGGAGCGGAAAAAGCGCGAGAAAGCAUUAAAAAAGAAAGGCCUUCCGAUACCUGGAAAGGACAUCGAGAUUCCACCAGCAGAAGCAGAACCUGCGCUAGAAGCGGCUCCUGAACCUCCUGUGGAACCUGAGCCCGAGCCUCCUGAGCCCGAGCCGGUCAUUGAACCACAACCAGAGCCUGAGCCGGUUCCCAAGCCAGUGCAGGAAGAACCUGUAGUCGAGGAUAGCUGGGGCAUCUGGACCUCAAAGGACAAGAAAAAGUCCAAGAAGAGCAAGAUUGCCGAUGACCCGCCGCCCCCUGCCCCAACCCCUCCCUCACUAGGACUGGAUCCCGACCCCCCGGUUCCGGAAGAGGUGGCGGAGGAUCUCCUGUGCGAUAAUGGAACCAAGCCUUCUAAAGGAACCAAAAAGGGAUCCUUGGGUGUGGAUGAACCUCCCGCCAAGGCAGCAAGGGGAUUUUGGGCGACGCUCGGUGCAGCCACAAUGGGCUCCAGACCAAAGGCUACAGGGAAGAAAUCAGAGGAGAAGCCAAAGCUCAUUGAACCAGCAAUGGAAUCUGAGCCCGAACCAGAACCACCCGUACCUGCCCCGGAGCCUCCUGCUGAUCUUCUUGGGGACAUUGGGCAUGCACCUGUGCCUGAAGCGCCUGAGCCGCCCGUCCUUGACGAGCCAGCUGCGCCAGCCGCGCCGCCACCAAAAAGCACCUCCAAGACCAAGUCAUCCGCCAAGCUCUCAGUUGCAGAGCGCAUCAAAGCCCUCGAGCAAGCCAAAAAAGAGAGGUUGAAGGAGAAAGCGAAAGCUAAAGAGACCGUACCACCACCGGAACCCCCUCAGGAAGAGCCUGCCGUAGAGGUCCCGCUUGAGCCUGUCGAAGCACCCAAGAUCUCUCGGGAGUCUGUGCCGGGAAGCUUCCCAGACGCCUUUGAGGACGACUUCCAGGAACCUCCACCUCCUGCUCCCGAACCAGAGCCGGAGCCAUCGGUUGAUCCACCGCGUGAGCCUGAGCCUGAGCCUGAGCCUGCUCCGGCUCCGGCUCCUUUGUCCAAAAAAGCCGAGAAGAAGAAAAAGAAGAAAGGUAAGCUCGUGGAACCUGAGCCUGAGCCGGCACCAGUGCCUGAGCCAGAACCAGAGCCGGCACCUGUGCAGCCUGAGCCAGAGCCAGAACCAGAACCUGCGCCUGAUCCUGAGCCGGCACCUGCACCUGUACAGCUCUCGAAAACUGAGAAAAAGAAGAAAAAGAAGGCCAAGGCUGUCGAAACAGAACCCGUACCACCGGAACCUCAGCCAGAGCCAGAGCGGGCGCUUGAGGCCGAGGCCGAACCGGAGCCUGAGCCUGUAGAGCCACCUGCCCAGGAGCCAAAUGUCACCAAGAAAAUCAAGAAAAGCCCCAAGUCCAGAAAGGCUGAACCGACCAUGGAGGUACCACUAGCUGGAGAUGUACCUGCUGAAGCGCCUGGUGCAGAUGCUGGUGGUCCGCCUACUCCUCCACCUGAGCCCGCGGCACCAGGCAGAUCAGCGAAGAAAGAGCGCGCUCGAGUUGAGCGAACUCCAGGUGUCGCUUCGUGGGCCUUCUGGGGUGCUACCCCUACUCCUAGGAAAUCAGCCCAUAGAGAGGUCAGGUCUAGCCGAAGGGAACCUUCACCCGGCGGAGUCGUACGGUCAAAGUCCACCAGACAUUCAAGGCGACAAGAAGUGCCUCAUGAGGCGGAACAGACGUCUGGUUCUGACAGAGACAAACGACGAGGAAGCAAAGAGGAUCGGGCGACAACCUUCUCUAACUUCAUCCUUGGCGGCCCUCCUGCGCCAACCAGAACGAAGUCAUCACGUAGGCAUGGAGUGUCCGCGUCUAAGCAGGCAUCUAGGCGGCCGUCCAUCGACAUGGAGGAGGCCGCAAUGCCAACCCCUCCACCAGACGAGAGAUUUAAAGUGUCGGACAAAGCAGCGAGGAUGAUGGGAGUUAGUGCAUCGAGGCACAAGGAAAGACCGCGUGGGUCGCGGAGAAGAUCUAGCGUACGUGAUCCAUACGCUAUUGAUGACGAUAUUGUCGUCGUCGACCGGGAUGAGGUGGACGGCCAUUCACCGAAGGAAGACUCGAGAGAAUCCCGGGGUUCCAGGAAAAGAUCCAGUACAAAGUCGCGGUCCAGAGCGUAUGAAGAUGACGCGGUCAUGGUCGAGCCAGAUCAAAACCACCAAGGCCCAGAUGUAAUGUCGGGUCCGGAUGAUCUGGCACCUGUGGAAGCACCGAGGGAACGACGCGUAAAGCGCUCUAAUACCUUGCCGAAGAAACAAGAGACUGGCGGUUUCAUGGGUCUCAUCGGCUCGCUGCGAAGGAACACACGCCCCGAAAUGCCAGACCGUCGGAAAUCCCGCUCUUACCGUGAUGAAGAUUUCAGGUACAUGACGGAACCAGAGCGAGACGAGGCUCGACGCUUGAGGCGAGAAGAAAGGAGACGCCGCUCCAUGAAACCUGAUGUCGACGACGAAGGCUUCGUUACCGACGGCGGGCCUGUCAGAGGCAUACCAGAUGCCGAAGCGGAAGAAGCUGAAGCUAGGAGAGCGGCACGCCGAUCACACCGCACAUCACGCCAUGCGCCUUCUGAUCAAUUUCGGGAGGAAGAGGCUAAGGAAGCCGAAGAAAGACGCGCCAGGCGGAGAGAGAGAGAACAAGCUCGCGAGCGGGAGAUGUACGAGAGGCAAAUCCGAGAAGAUGAAGAGAGAGAAGCAAGACGUCGAGAGGAAAGGCGCGCCCGCCGGGCGGCUCGCGAAGCACAGCGUGCCAAGGAGGAACAAGAGGCCAGGGAGGCAGAAGCUCGCGCAGAAGCUAAAGCUGCAGAACGACGGGAACGGAGAAGACAGCGGGAGGCAGAGAUGCUCGAAAACCCAGCAUACAAUUCAGGGUCCAGACGGCGCCCUCCACGUGCUUCUGAGAGAGCACCGGAAGAUUACUAUCUUGAUCACCGCCAUGACGUGGAACAAAGACCUCGACGGUCUCACCGAUCCGUCGACGAAGGCGAGAAAUCGAGACGGCGAACGUCGAGAGCCCCAGAGCCGGUCAGACCUCCGCCUAUGAUGUCUGGGGCUCGGAGGGAUAAGACCACGUCCUGGGUCGAUUCGCAGGCGGUUGAUCCUCCCGAGCCCCCUCCAAUCAUGCCAACGGUGCUCGAUGUGCCACUUCCUCCGGGUGACCAAAACGCACACUCCAUAUCGUCGGACGAGGAGGCGCGACGUGCUUUGCGCCGCCGGGCUCGCCGACGGGCCAGAUACCCGGGCCUCGGCGAUGAAGAGAUCGAAGAGCUGCGCGCGCGGAAGCGUGAAGCCCGACGAUCUGACCGUGCGAAAAGCAGCUCUGGCAGUGGAGAUUAUGAGAGGGACCGUGGAAUGAGGUCGUACGACGGCCGGUUUCCUGCCGUGCCGCCUCCUACCUCUGGCGCAAAGAUGUCCAGUUGGUUCAAGAAACUGACCAAUCUAUGA
Aspergillus udagawae is the source of this 5706-nucleotide messenger RNA. RefSeq lists its product as uncharacterized. The transcript has 5 exons. The record is from RefSeq and is a predicted model, not a curated record. NCBI's taxonomy places the organism in Eukaryota, Fungi, Ascomycota, Eurotiomycetes, Eurotiales, Aspergillaceae. Bases 1 to 5706 code for a protein of 1901 amino acids.